AACAUAUCUACCAUUCUUGCUUAAACCAUGAACGCAGCCAUCCUUGCUCGCUCUGCUCUUCGCACCCGUUCCACUGCGCGCCUCAUGCGCUCUGAUCUCUACCACUUUGAGAACACCAACGGUCAGAACAUUCCUUUCAAGACCACCAACAAGGUUGGUCUUGCCGUCAAGAUGGCCCUUUACCUCGGUUUGGGCUUCGGUGCUCCUUUCUUGGGUAAGUUCAGCUUUGUAUAUUUAAUGGAACAACGAUCGUCAAGGCUAUCAUCAAAGUUACGAUUGUGAGGUUCCCUCAGUGAUAUGACCAAAUGAACAUUGCUAAUCGGAUUAUUCCUUUUCACAACUUUGUCAAUAGGUGCUGCUUGGCAAUUCCACAAGGCCUCUUCUGCAUAAACAGCUCAAAACUGUUUUUACAUGGGGUCUACUUAAGCAACGUUUAAAAUUGUAGAUUGUGAAUAAAUUACGUCUUUUAAAUUACCUUCUCAAA
This is a messenger RNA of Umbelopsis ramanniana AG, 484 nucleotides long. RefSeq lists its product as uncharacterized. The transcript has 3 exons. The record is from RefSeq and is a predicted model, not a curated record. Bases 28 to 282 code for a protein of 84 amino acids. Lineage: Eukaryota; Fungi; Mucoromycota; Umbelopsidomycetes; Umbelopsidales; Umbelopsidaceae. Gene Ontology annotation, biological process: mitochondrial electron transport, cytochrome c to oxygen.